Molecule: messenger RNA, 4661 nt
Organism: Porites lobata
Lineage: Eukaryota; Metazoa; Cnidaria; Anthozoa; Scleractinia; Poritidae
Source: the annotation of a GenBank genome assembly
AUGUUAGUUCUGGGGCUUAAGGAUCCGUUUUCCAAAGAAAGGUUGAUGGAGAGAGAACAGAGUUUAGAGAAAACAUUGCAAGCAAUUGGCAUCGCCGAAACAAGCAAGCAGCACAUGAAGAGCAUAAAUGAAGAAGGUAGCAAAGUUGAGAAAGUGGAUGUAGUAGACGGCAAAGGACAGAAGCCUCAAUGGGGAAUGCCCUGUAGGAGUUGUGGUAUUCGACAUGCCCGAGAUUCAUGUCCUGCUGCCGGGCGACGCUGCCACAAGUGCCAGAAAAUGAACCAUUUUUCAAGGAUGUGUCGUACCCCAGACCAGAUGGACAAAAGAAACAGGUAAACAGUAUUGAUGAUUGUGACUCUGACUCUGAAGUUAUGUUCAUUGGAGCAGUCAAUGCAGGAGACAAAGACUGGGUUGAAACUGUCAAUUUUGGAACUGUUCAAGACGUCUUUAAACUAGAUACUGGGGCCUAGUGCAAUUUCUUGCCCAAAGCCGCAUAUGACAAAACUACAACAAACUCUUUGCAACCUUCCUGGGAAAGAUUAGAAAGUGACUCCAAAACUUGUAUUAGACCUGUUGGAAAGUGUCAGUUGCUUUGUUGGGUGCGUGGGGAAAGGUAUCAAGUAUGUUUUCAAGUGGGUGAUGGAAAUUACAUGCCCCUCCUGGGUAGAUCAUCCUGUGAGAAUAUGGGCCUAAUCCAGCGCAUAAAUGCUAUUGAAAGUGUCAGUAUUCUUGAUGAGUUCCCUGAAGUAUUCCAAGGACUUGGGUGCUUCCCAGGGAAAUAUCACAUUAGAGUUGACCCCUCUAUUCCUCCUGUGGUCCACCCACCCAGAGGAGUUCCUCACUCUAAGCAAGAAAGAGUUAGAUCGGAUGGCGAAUGUUGGCAUUGUAGAGAAAGUUCCCUUGAAUGAACCUGCUGAUUGGGUAAGCACUCAAGAAAGGUAUGCCCAAAUUGAAAAGGAACUUUUGGCAGUAGUAUUUGGCUGCGCCAAAUUUUGCAGAGUACAUCAUGGGUCGUGAUGUCACCGUUGAAUCAGAUCAUAAACCUUUGGAGGCAAUUAUGAAGAAGCCAAUACACAUAGCACCCUUACGGCUGCAACGGAUGUUGGUCCAACUCCAGCGCCUUCCAGGAAUCAAUAUGGUAUACAAGCGUGGAGACAGCCUACAUUUAGCGGAUGCUUUGUCUCGAGCCCAUUUGGAAGAACAGCUGACGAAUGCUGAGCAGUUGGACGUAAACUUAGUAGAGGAUGUUACCUCUGACCACCAGUUGGCCCGUUUCGCUGAGGCAACUAAGGAAGAUGCAAUUUUGUCUGACCUGCAACAAGUUAUUUUGUCUGGUUGGCCAGAUUCCAAAGGUCAAGUCCCACCCAAUGCACAGGAGUUUUGGAAUUACCGUGAUGAAUUAACAGUAGCCCAGGGACGGAUCGUUAAGGGACAAAAGAUUGUUGUACCAAGUAGCUUGAGAGGAGAGAUGCUUGAGAAACUGCGUGAGGGACACCUAGGUAUCAACAAGACAAUAGCGAGAGCGUGGGAAGUAUUGUUGUGGCCCAGGAUGAGUGUGGAGAUAGCCGAGAAUAUUACAAACUGUCCUGUAUGUCUAGAAAAUCGACCAAGUCAGCAGCCUGAAUCAUUGAAGCCGCACGAGAUUCCACCAUUGCCUUGGGUUAAGGUUGGCACAGUUGUUCAGCACAAGAAUGGUCAGAACUACCUCGUUACUGUCGAUUAUUACUCCAAGUGGCCAGAAAUGACUUUACUCCCGUCAAUAACAAGCACCGGAGUAAUUACAGCUCUUAAAUCCCAGUUCGCGAGAUAUGGAGUCCCUUCAGUUGUCGUUUCUGACAAUGGCCCCAGUUACAACUCUGCAGAAUUUAGGAAGUUUUCAGAAGACUGGGGUUUUGAACACAUCACUUCACGUCCUGGCUACCGACAAUCCAAUGGCCAGUCAGAGAGAACCGUCCAGAUUGGCUGAGAGCAAACAAACUCACUCUAAAUAUGACUACAACCGAAUUUAUGCUUAUCGGAUCUAGGCAGAGACUAAGUACUCUCUCAGUGUCCCCGACAUUUGCAAUUAAUGAUUUUCAAGUUAGCCAGGUCACUAUUGCAAAAUCACUUGGAGUGACCAUCGAUGACAGACUUGAUUGGAGUGGCCAUAUCGAGAAAGUAACAAAGAAAGUCGCUUCUGGUAUUGGGGCCACAAAACGAAUAAGGCACCUUGUCCCACAGGCGACCUUACAACUAUUAUAUCAAGCUUUAAUACAGCCACACUUUGGUUGGCUCCAAACUAUCUUAGUUCUAAAUUUGAAAGGCGAGAAGUCGCAUAUAACCUAAGGGACUCUGACAAUAAACUCAAUGUUCCAUUACCGCGCACAAACUACUACAAAAACAGCUUCAGCUAUAGUGGCGCCAUUCUCUGGAACAGUCUUCCUUGUAACUUAAGGGAGGCAGAGUCCGUUGGGCAAUUUAAACGAUUACUCAAAGAACUGUAAGGCACGGCAUUCGUGGAAAGCAACUUUUUUAUUUAAAUAUUUUUAUUAUAUUAGUAUUAGGCAUUUUUAAAGCUGACGAAUUUUGUACCGUGGAUAAAUAAAGAUUAUCUAUCUAUCUACCAAGCAAGGGACUUUCUUAUCCAAUUUAAGACCUGUGAGUAAUCUGCAAUACCUCUCUAAAUUGGUUGAAAGGGCAGUUUAUGAUCAGACAACCGAUCACGUUACUCAGUCGGGCUUGUAUCCCAUCCUCCAGUCAGCCUAUCGACUGGGUCAUAGCACAGAGACUGCCCUAUUGAAGAUACAGAAUGACAUACUAGCUGCAAUGGACAAUCAACGAGUUACUCUCUUGGUAUUGCUAGACCUGAGUGCAGCAUUCGACACGAUUGACCACCAAGUGUUGUUGAAUCGCCUGUACGUGAAGUAUGGAAUUACAGGUACCGCUCUUAAAUGGUUUCAUUCGUAUUUAUCAAACAGGAAACAGCGAACCCUGAUUAACGGGAGCUAUUCGAGUGACUUUGAUCUGCCUCAAGGGGUACCUCAAGGAUCUUGUCUAGGUCCCUUGCUCUUCACGUUGUACGCAAGUAAGCUCUUCGAUGUUGUUGAAUCCCAUCUCCCUAACGUUCACGCAUACGCUGAUGAUACGCAGCUCUAUAUCUCAUUUAAGCCGAAUGGUUCUGCUACUGAGACGGAUGCUGUUGACGCUUUACAGGCUUGCAUCAGGGACAUAAGAACCUGGAUGGUACAAGACAAACUUCGGCUGAACGAUGCUAAGACCGAGUUUCUUAUUAUAGGUACACGCGCACAGUUAAAUAAGGUUACGAUAAGUGACUUGCAAGUAGGUGAGGUAAAGGUUUCUGCUGUCUAUUCUGUUAGAAAUCUGGGUGCUUGGUUUGAUGCAAACAUGAAUAUGACCACACAUAUUAACAGCAUAUGUCAGGAUAUUUACUACCAUCUACAUAACAUCCGGCGUAUUAGAAAGUAUUUAUCAUAUGACAAUAGGAAGUCCAUUGUACAGGCUAUUAUAAUGUCACGAUUAGACUAUUGUAACGGUCUAUUAUAUGGUACGCCCGCUGUUCAACUUGGUAAGCUGCAACGCCUGCAGAACGCGGCAGCUCGGCUGGUAUGUACUGUAUCUAGGUAUGAUCCUAUCACACCAUCCCUGCUCAACCUGCACUGGCUUCCGGUUACCCACAGAGUAGAAUUCAAGAUAGCAAUGCUAGUUCACAAAUGUAUCUACGGCGUCGCACCACAAUAUCUUUUAGACUUGAUAAAAAUCAAAGAGAGCUCGCGGUAUCAGUUGAGAUCAUACCGGGGCAUACUCCUAAUGGACAAUACCUAUAGAACAAAAAAGACACUCGGGGAUAGGGCGUUUGAAAAUGCUGCGCCCAAAGUAUGGAACCGACUCCCUCUAGAAAUUAGACAAUGUCAAUCAUUGAACAUUUUUAAAACUUUACUAAAGACACAUCUUUUUAAAUUAGCUUUUUAUUAGUUCUUUUAUUAACUCAUAUUUUACUUUUAUUGUUUUCCGAAAAUUGUAAAUUAUUAUCAUUAUCAUUAUUUGGAUUAGCCAUUUAUUACUUUAAGAUUUUAGUGUUGUAAUGCGCAUUCGAUCAUAUCUUUAUCGCAUGCUAGACUGCGCAAUAUAAGAAAUAAACAUUAUUAUUAUUAUUAUUAUUAUCUACCGUUAAAGCAAUGCUGGAGAAAGCUGGUGACCCAUACAAAGCUCUCCUUUCUUACCGAAAUACACCCCUGGAGGAAGUUAACCUGUCACCCUCACAAAUGCUAAUGGACAGACGUUCGCGAACCUCAAUUCCAGCGACUGAGGAUUUGUUGAAACCUCACCUCUAUGACCCUGAAGAUGUCCUCCCUAAGUUAAAAGAAAGGCAGAGAAAGCAGAAGCUGCAGCAUGACAGAAAAGCAAAGGAACUUCCCCCUUUGAGGGAUGGUGAGGUUGUAAGAGUUAGAGAAGGCGACAAGUGGAAGCCCGCUAGAGUUACACAGGUUCUUCCCUCACCCAGAUCUUAUAAGGUUGAAAGAGAGCGUGGAGACUACCGAAGAAACCGUCAACAUUUAUUAAGAACUGAAGAGUAUCAGAUGCCGGAACUCACCCCUACACUGGAAAUCUCGAAUGAUGAGGACCUGACAGACACCGAAGUUGAGCCAUCCUCUAGCUGUUAG